Messenger RNA from Elaeis guineensis (African oil palm), 515 nucleotides. The record is from RefSeq and is a predicted model, not a curated record. Lineage: Eukaryota; Viridiplantae; Streptophyta; Magnoliopsida; Arecales; Arecaceae.
UUGUGGCGACAGAUGAUGAAAAGAUUGCAGAAUGUUGUCGAGGAUUUGGAGCUGAUGUGAUAAUGACAUCAGAAUCUUGCCAAAAUGGCACUGAACGCUGCUGUGAAGCUCUCCAAAAGCUCAAAAGAAACUAUGAUAUUGUUGUGAACAUUCAAGGAGAUGAACCCCUUAUUGAACCAGAGAUAAUAGAUGGUGUAGUUCAAGCGUUGCAGAGAGCUCCUGAUGCAGUGUUCAGUACUGCUGUCACAUCUUUAAAACCUGAAGAUGGACCUGAUCCCAACCGGGUGAAGUGUAUAGUGGACAAAUUUGGUUAUGCAAUAUAUUUCUCUAGGGGUUUGAUUCCUUAUAACAAGUCAGGGAAAGUCAAUCCACAGUUUCCAUAUCUACUUCACCUGGGCAUUCAGAGUUAUGAUUCAAAGUUUCUUAGGAUAUAUCGGCAACUUCCACCCACUCCAUUGCAACUAGAAGAAGACCUAGAGCAACUGAAAGUUCUUGAGAAUGGAUACAAGAUGAAG